UCCCCUUCCCGCCUCCUGGGUCUCUGUCUCAAAGGACAUGGGUGGGGGCGUGGCUUCCCAGGACCCCGCCCCCUAUCCGUGCUCUGGUUUUCUUUCCCUCUCCAGCCCCGCCCCCAAGGACGCGGCCCUCCUGGCCUGGAGAGGAUUGAGGCAUGGCCCCAGGGCCCAAGGGCUCCGUGACCUUCCAGGAUGUGGCUGUGACCUUCACCCCAGAGGAGUGGGGGCACCUGGCUGCCCCCCAGAAGGAGCUGUACCGGGAGGUGAUGCUGGAGAACUUCGGGCACCUGGCCUGCCUGGGCCUGGCCCUUUUCAAGCCAGAGGUGAUCUGCCAGCUGGAGAGAGGGGAAGCCCCUUGGAUGGCAGGGGGUGAUGUCCCCCGGAGGCAAGGUGCAGGAACCAUUCCUUAUGACAAAGCAUUCUCGAAAGCGGUAUGGAAUUAAGCCAAGUGACUGAAAUAUCCAUACCUUUGGCAGCAGAGUUGCACAGUGGUUAGAAUGCCAGGCUUCUCCCAUGGUUCAAUGUCAGAAGUGGAUAUGCUUGAUCAGAAGGAAUGAAGUGAAGGAAGAAGCCUCAGUGCCUGCUAAGAAACCCUACGUGUCCUUUCUCCA
Messenger RNA from Trichosurus vulpecula (common brushtail), 608 nucleotides. RefSeq names its product zinc finger protein 2-like. The transcript is spliced from 4 exons. Lineage: Eukaryota; Metazoa; Chordata; Mammalia; Diprotodontia; Phalangeridae. The coding region runs from base 153 to 440 and encodes 95 amino acids. The record is from RefSeq and is a predicted model, not a curated record. Gene Ontology annotation, biological process: regulation of DNA-templated transcription.